AUGUCAGUGCAAUUGUCAAGUAUUAAGCUACAGAGCGUCAGCAGCCGAGCGUUCCAGAUUGGAUCCGACGCACAGGGCUGUUUCUGCCAGGCAUCUCGCUUGCUGCUCAAACUUAUUCCAGUACUUCAGGAUUUCGCUUUCGAAAUGCAUGUGUUAAGUAUCAGACAGCUACUGCGUGUAUAAGCCCAGAUACCAACCUCUGCUCGCCGAACGCCGCUGGCGCUUCUGGCUUGACACCGGCAAAGGCAGUUUACGUACCACUGUUAAAUCAGCAGGAGCUGGCAAGGAGCAAGGAGCAUUCUCCAAUCUCCACUGUGGCGGUAAGGUUUGGGCAUGGCCCGGCACUCGACAUGCAGCAGCAGGCGGCCUUUCGCCAGCGCGCUGGCCAUCGGCAUAACAAUAAUGGUUGCACUGUCAAGCACUGUAUCAACUAGUGCGCUGCAAUUUGACAUCGGCCACGAGCUUACGUCGGUCCCUACUCUUCAACUCAUCGACCUUCCGGACGACUCAGCGGCUAACACGACUGCAUUCGAUGACGAGGACAUCAUGCGAGACUUCAAAUACAUCAAAAUAAUGUUCACGCAGGGCGUGUGCAUCAUCCCUUCUGAUCCACGGCUGGAAGCAGCCUGGCUGGAAGGCAGUGAAGGCCCAUACGGCGCUGGAAUCAACAUACCUCUGCCUGAAUACGGUGCAGACAACUUCCGGCGCACGGUGGCGGGUUUGCGAAGGCGCGCAGGGCGCCAAUUCUUUGACGCUAACGGCAACCACCAAUUCUGCGGGAGCUGUGCUGGUCACUUGAACUAUGUCACCCAAAAGUUCUGCGCGUUCUACAUUUUCAACGAGGAGGGGGGUGGGUGGGCUUUGUCUGUACUGCUGGACAUUGUGAAGCUACUUAAGCCCGACACGCCAGCCCAUUGGAACUGGAAAUGGGGCUUUCACUGGGUUAUGGUAGUAGAUGUGUAUGAUUUCAUUCUGCACUGGGAGUAUGAGCUGAUUCUGGUUGUGUACGGGUCCUUGUGCGGAUUCACGUGCUGGCUCCUGUACUGGCUCGUAUACGACCGGCCCCAGCACAAGGAGACUACGCGGCUGUCGUGGGGCAGGCUGCUACUACGGCAUUGCUACCAGCGGCGGCAGCCGCCAGCGGCACUGCGGGCCCUGCAGCUGCAAUUCCAGGAAGCACGAGCACGCCGGGAGGCGGAGGAGGCUGCUGCUACAGGAAGCGGCAACGCCAACAAUGCUCCAACAGGCAUCUCCACAUCCCGCUGCUCUCCGCCGCUGCUGCCGCCGCCAGCAGCACCGCAACGCCAGUCGCUGGCGCAAGCGGGUGGCCAGGAGCGCACCAACAGCUGUCCUGGGGUUGCUGGUGGGGUCGCGGCGCCCGCGGCCGCCUCCGCCGCGCCGGCUACUGGCGCACCGCGCAACAGCCGGAGCUCGGCAGCCGCAACGCCCCACAUUGCUGGGAGUGUGGGCAGAAGUGCGGCUGCUCCUGCAGCGCGCCAGGGCCAUCAGCAGCGUACUGCUGCGCAUGCGCAGCGGCUGACGCCAUCCCAGCACCAGCAGCCGCAGCCGUACCAGCAGCCGCAGCGGCCGGGUUUGGCGCGGGCACAGCGGCACGAGGCCAGCAGCAGUGAGCAGCAGAGGAGCAGCACCACCACCAGAGGGGCAUCGCCGUCGAUAGCCACCUGUACGAUGCCUUCCGCCGGCGUGUUUGCAGCGGUUGCCGCUGCCGCUGCUGCACCACCUUUGAGCUCACGCCGCAGCGGUGUCGCAAGUAACGGCUCCGCUCGCCCCGCGGGCGUUGGCGGCGACCGGGCCCCUGGCAUGGCCAGCGGGGGCAGCAGCGACGGCAGUCGCGGCAGCCGCGGUGGUGGCAGCAGCAGCGGCAACAGUGCUGCUCGCGCCGCCGCCGCAGUGGCGGCCGCCGCCACGCGCGCAGCGCAGGUGCCAGCAGCCCCGCAGCACGCGCAGCCGGCACGCCCCGCUGCCUCUCAUCCCGCCGCCAGCAGCAUCCGCCCACCGUGCUCUGUGGAGUCUACCACCAACACCACCACUUCCAGUACUGCCACAACCAACAACAUUACGGCCACCGCGAAUGCCAGCAGUGCAGCUAAUGCAGCGCUGCCGCUCCACCCGCCGCCCGCCCCGCCAACUUGGCAGCAGGGUCCACGGCUGCACACGGCGGCGAAAGCCGCAGCCGCGGCUGCGGCUGACUCGGGGUCCGAGUCAGAGACUGACGAGUGUUGCUUCAUCUGCAUGGACGCGGCGGCUGUGGUGGGCUUCAGGCACGCCGACGGGUUCGUGCACAUGGGCGUGUGCGGCGGCUGCGUGCGGGAGCUGCAGGCGCGCGGGCUGGACCGCACGUGCCCGCUGUGCAGGCGCGCGGUGGUCGCACUGGAGACGCUGCAGCCUGCGCUGCUGGCGCCGCCGCUGCCGCCGGUGCUGGCGUACCGGCCUCUGGUGGCUGCGUACUAGGUAGUUCUAUGAUGGACGGACGUUAAUGGGUUGGCUUGAUAGAGCUGCUACUGCAGGCCAGCCAGGACAGAUUACCAUAUGCAAGUACAUAGGCUGCUUGUUGAUGAUACACGCCACACAUUGUGUUAUAGUCGAGUCUGCAACAGCUAAAGCUCUAAGCCUGCCUCAUUGCUCUGCAGGAACUGUACCGGUAGUGUCGGUGUGUGUUCGAUGUGUGUACGGUGACUAAGCAGUACGCCGCAUGUUCCAUGACGUGUCUUGAUCACCCAUUGUGAAUGCUUGAAGGAUCAGCAGUCAAGACAGGUUUCCCCUGGGUUUCCCGGCGGUACGCCACUGGCCCAUUGGCUGUGGGCAUUGAUUGAAUUGUACACGACAACGCACACGCUCGUACCUAAGGCAGCCUGGGGUUAGGGCCCGGGCCGGCAGGCCAAGGUUGCCCCAAGAAGGGGCAGUCUCUCCAGAUUCUCCACCCGCAAGAAAUGUUGUACAAUUUGCUUAAUAGUGCGUGCGAGCACGAACGGCCAAGGCUGUGCGUGUCAGGAACGCUAUUACUUGUCGUAGGUGAUCUUGGCCUAGACUCUGAAGGCAUUUUGCGAGGAAGGAAAAGGAGCAUACCGUAGCACAUGCCAUGUGUGAGCAUGAUUACCGUCAUCCUAGGAAUUUGUAACUUGAUAGCAAC
Messenger RNA from Chlamydomonas reinhardtii, 3151 nucleotides. RefSeq lists its product as uncharacterized. The record is from RefSeq and is a predicted model, not a curated record. NCBI's taxonomy places the organism in Eukaryota, Viridiplantae, Chlorophyta, Chlorophyceae, Chlamydomonadales, Chlamydomonadaceae. Bases 403 to 2472 code for a protein of 689 amino acids. The transcript has 4 exons.